AUGGCUAAAAUCGGUGCAGCAUGUGUUCUUCUGGUUUGUCUGUGGCUCAGGGCGAGCACUGCCCUGCCAGCGUUUGAAGAUGACCGGGAAUUGGAUAAAGAACUCUAUAUCCGCCAGCUUGCCGAAUGGCUUGCUGAUCAGUCGACAGAUUUCUUAAACGAUCUGACCAGCUUUCCACCAUGUAGACCGUGUAGCUACGAACAUCGACAACCAAUAGCCGUUGUCCCGAGGGCACCGUACGCGAAACGUAACUCCGAGCUAAUAAACUCGCUGCUAAGCCUUCCGAAAACGAUGAAUGAUGCCGGCAAGUAA
Molecule: messenger RNA, 312 nt
Organism: Anopheles marshallii
Lineage: Eukaryota; Metazoa; Arthropoda; Insecta; Diptera; Culicidae
Product: protein PDF
Exons: 2
Coding region: 1-312 (103 amino acids)
Biological process (GO): response to light stimulus
Cellular component (GO): extracellular region
Molecular function (GO): hormone activity
Source: RefSeq, a predicted model, not a curated record